Molecule: messenger RNA, 1984 nt
Organism: Ostrea edulis (European flat oyster)
Lineage: Eukaryota; Metazoa; Mollusca; Bivalvia; Ostreida; Ostreidae
Product: enolase-phosphatase E1-like
Exons: 6
Coding region: 28-969 (313 amino acids)
Molecular function (GO): magnesium ion binding; acireductone synthase activity
Source: RefSeq, a predicted model, not a curated record
UAGCGUUGGUAGGUCUUCGAAGACAGAAUGGAAGGCCAGCAAAAAAGAACGAUAGAUGAAGCCGAACCAUCACUGCUUGAAGGUGUAAAGGCCCUAAUUGUAGAUAUAGAGGGGACCACGACGCCUAUAGGGUUUGUUAAGGAAACGCUUUUCCCUUAUGUUGAAGAAAAUGUUGAGAGUUUUCUGAAAAAAAGAUUUAGUGAAGAGGAAACCAAAGCAGACAUUGCUGCGCUUCAAGAACUUGCUGCUAAGGACAAGGCUGAUGGUGUGGCUGGUGUCGUAGAGAUUCCCAAGGAAGGCUCGGAAGGUGACAUCGUAACGGCAGUGGUAAAAAACAUCAAGUGGCAAAUGGAUGGGGACAGGAAGACAACGGCUCUUAAACAACUUCAGGGCCACAUCUGGAGGGAGGGGUACAAGACGGGGAAGAUCAAGGCAGAAUUGUUUGAGGAUGUAGGGCCAGCACUGCAGCAGAUAGUAGAUGAAGGCAUCAAUGUGUAUGUGUAUUCCUCAGGCAGUAUCGAGUCCCAGAAACUCUUGUUUGGAAACACAGAGGAGGGGGAUUUACUAGAGCUCUUCACAGAUUUCUUUGACACCACAACCGGAGAUAAGAAGGAAGCGGCCAGUUAUAAAAAAAUCACGGAGAAAAUUGGAGUCAGUGCUGAAGAGAUUUUGUUUCUAACAGACAUGCCUAAUGAGGCCACAGCAGCCUCACAGGCAGGCCUCAGAAGUGCCCUAGUGGCUCGCGAUGGAAACGAGGACUUGACAGAGGAAGAUUUCCAAAACUUCCUGGUGAUUGAGUCAUUCGGAGAAUUGUUUGGUGAUGAUGAGGAAGACUAUAAACGUUUAGAAGGUGAAGAUAAUGGUGAGGUGGAUGAUGAAGAUGAUGAUGAUCUCGAGGAGGAGGAGGAUCUUGGGGAGGGCGAUGAGGAUCCGGAGGAUGAUGACGGUGAAGAUGAGGAUGAUGCGUAGUCUGGUCUGAUGUGCAUACAAGGACAGAUGCACUGUGCAUGUCUGGUUCCCAUUACACCAGACACUUGUGUAGAAGUGUGUGUAUUGUAAACUUGUAGAAUGACUACGUCCCGCUCAGGGCCAUGUGCUGCUGUUUCCCUAGACUAUUCCUUCAAGACAAAUGUUUAAUGUGUGUGGAAGAAUAUCUGAAUGUCAGUUGGGAGAGGAAAUGAAAGAAAAAAUAUUUUUACUUAUUGUCUUGAUGGAAUAGUCCAAUUUACAAUGUAAAAACCAGACUUGUUUUUCCUGCAUUUUACCAGCAGAACAGGUGUAUGUAGAAUGGAUGGUGAAAGGUGUCGUUCUGAUUUAUUAAUUUUUGUCUGUUCAUUGCUUUGUUAAGUAUAUGAUGAUAAAUAAGGGCUGAAUUUCAGUAUGUUCUCAUUUACUGAUUAACCCCGAGUUUUGUGGAUUAUAUGUGAAAAGGCAGCAAUGAGAGUGUUAUAUUAAAUGUUGUUAGGAUUAAUAUUGCUUUGUAAUUUAUUUGUUUCAGACAUCUGUGUGAAUUUUAAAUUACCUUUAAAAAAAAUUACCUAACCUUGAUCAUACUGAUUGUAAAACAAGUCAUAAAAUGUGCAGAUUGAUUGGGCUCUUAACAGUUCACUACCAACUCUGAGUCAAUAUUCAUUUAUGUGUAUAUGGAUUUUCAGCAGUAGUUUGAUUAGGAAUUUGUGUUUGUCUAAAUGUCCAUGUAUCAGAAUUUGUUAGUUCCAUUUUUAGCAUUGAAAUAAUUGUUGCUAUAAUUUUUUAAUUUUUUUUUAAUUUUUUUUUUCGCUUUUACUUUUAUAUACAUACAUGUAAAUGCAAGCAUUGAUAAUAUACUAUCUUUUGACUGUUUUUAUUAGUUUAUAUUUGCACUUCUUUACUCAUGAAAAGAAAUGUCAAUGAAAUCAUUUUAUGGGAUUUAUUUUAAAAUCAUAUCAAAGACAGCAGAUUUUUUCCCACCCAUUUUUAUCAGAAUAAAUAACUGUAGAUAUUA